Molecule: messenger RNA, 881 nt
Organism: Pteronotus mesoamericanus
Lineage: Eukaryota; Metazoa; Chordata; Mammalia; Chiroptera; Mormoopidae
Product: glyceraldehyde-3-phosphate dehydrogenase-like
Exons: 1
Coding region: 1-810 (269 amino acids)
Biological process (GO): glycolytic process
Cellular component (GO): cytosol
Molecular function (GO): glyceraldehyde-3-phosphate dehydrogenase (NAD+) (phosphorylating) activity; NAD binding
Source: RefSeq, a predicted model, not a curated record
AUGGUCUACAUGUUCCAAUCUGACUCUACUCGUGGAAAGUUCAAAGGCACAGUCAAGGCUGAGAACGGGAAGCUUGUCAUCAAUGGAAAGUCCAUCUCCAUCUUCCAGGAGCGAGAUCCCACCAUCAAAUGGGGCAAGGCUGGUGUUGAGUAUGUCGUGGAGUCCACGGGUGUCUUCACUACCAUGGAGAAGGCUGGGGCUCACUUUAAGGGUGGAGCCAAGAGGGUCAUCAUCUCUGCCCCUUCUGCCGAUGCCCCCAUGUUUGUGAUGGGUGUGAACCACGACAAGUAUGACAACUCCAUGAAGAUUGUCAGCAAUGCCUCCUGCACCACCAACUGCUUGGCCCCCCUGGCCAAGGUCAUCCAUGACAACUUUGGCAUCGUGGAGGGACUCAUGACCACAGUCCAUGCCGUCACUGCCACCCAGAAGACUGUGCACAGCCCCUCUGGGAAGCUGUGGCGUGACGGCCGAGGGGCUGCCCAGAGCAUCAUCUCUGCUUCUCCUGGCGCUGCCAAGGCUGUGGGCAAGGUCAACCCCAAGCUGAAUGGGAAGCUCAUUGGCAUGGCCUUCCGUGUCCCCACCCCCAACAUGUCAGUUGUGGAUCUGACCUGCUGCCUAGAGAAAGCUGCCAAAUACGAUGACAUCAAGAAGGUAGUGAAGCAGGCAUCAGAGGGCCCCCUCAAAGGCAUCCUGGGCUACACUGAGGACCAGGUUGUCUCCUGCGACUUUAACAGUGACACCAACUCCUCCACCUUCGAUGCCGGGGCUGGCAUUGCCCUCAAUGACCACUUUGUCAAGCUCAUUUCCUGAUAUGACAAUGAAUUUGGCUACAGCAACAGGGUGGUCGACCUUGUGGUCCACAUGGCCUCCAAGGAGGAAGA